GGAAAAUUGGUGGUAUUCUUAGUCUGCUUAGCUAGCGCGGGGUCAUGGAGAGGCUGGGACGCCAACUUUUAUUUACGGGCUGUUGUUGACAACAAGCCAAUUAGUGUGUUUUAGUGGCAUGACCCCGGGUCGCUACAACUAGUGAAUUUUAUAAACUGAUCACAGCUAGUUACAAUAAUAGACGCUUCCCUUUCCGCUCCUGUGUAUAGACACUCUUCGGUAUCGGUCCUCCUGACCUAAUAAUGGCGAGAUACCAACUAAGUUUAAUUAUACCGGCUCUUGUGGCUAUUCUGGCUGUUGUAUCAUCUUUGAGUCCUUCUCCCAAAUGCAAAUGCUUUCCCGGAGACUCUUGUUGGCCGACACCGCAUCAAUGGAACUCUCUGAAUAGGACUGUUGGCGGCCGUCUUAUCGCAACAGUUCCCCUUGGCCAACCUUGCCACGACCCCUUUUACGAUGCUGAAGUGUGCAGCUCACUCCAGAGCCAAUGGCAAGAAGCUCCAAUCCAUAUGGAGUCCUCGUCCUCCGUCAUGGCACCAUUCUUUGCCAACCAGAGCUGUGAUCCUUUUACCAAGGAAUCAAAACCAUGUCUACCGGGUAACUAUGUGCGAUAUGCGGUAAACGCAACGUCCGUGGAGGACAUUAUCGCAACCGUAACUUUCGCAAAGAGCAAGAAUAUUCGCUUUGUUAUUCGAAAUACCGGCCAUGACUAUCUCGGUCGCUCGACCGGUGCAGGGUCCCUUGCAAUUUGGACACACUAUCUCAAGAAUAUAAGUUUCCUAGAUUGGGAUGACCCUUACUAUAAGGGAAGGUCUGUGAAGGUUGGUGCCGGUGUUCAAGGCUAUGAGGCCAUGGCUGCCACCAAAGCUCAAGGACUGGUCCUCGUCGGAGGUGAAUGCCCAACUGUUGGUAUAGCUGGCGGAUAUGCUCAGGGUGGUGGACACUCCAUUCUUAGCACGAAAUUCGGCUUAGCUGCCGACAACACACUUUCCUUUGAUGUCGUUACUGCGGACGGAAAGUUCGUUACUGCUUCUCGAACUCAGAACCAGGAUCUCUACUGGGCACUCAGCGGCGGCGGCCCCGGGAACUAUGGUGUUGUUGUCGCUGUCACCUUCAAAGCUCACCCAGACACUCACUUUGGAGGUGCUUCUCUAACAUUCUAUGCCGACUCAAAUCCUACCGAUAUCUUCUAUCAAGGCAUUUAUGCCUUCCACGAAAAGCUCCCUGCCAUCAUUGAUGCAGGCGCCAUGGCUGUUUAUUUCUUCGAUAGUACAUUCUUCAGCAUUGCGUCCCUCAGCCUCUACAAUGGGACACAAGAGGAGGUCAAGUCCCUUCUUGCUCCAUUUGUCGUACAGCUCAGCAGCCUGGGUAUCAAGUAUAACGUGACAUAUGGAGAAUCGACCACGUACUGGGACCACUAUAACAAAUACUUUGGGCCCUUGCCUUACGGAAACAUCCAAGUCGGUAUCGCACAAUACGGUGGUCGUUUAAUUCCCCGAUCUGUCGUCGCAAACAUUUCAUCGACCUACCGCAGCAUAGCUGAACAAGGCGUCACUUUUAUCGGCGUGGGUGUUGACGUCUCUGCGUUUGGAAAGUCGCAAGAGAACUCUGUCCUGCCCGCGUGGCGCAACGCCAUCGUACAUGCUACCCUCUCUACCCCUUGGAAUUUCACCGCUCCUUGGUCAGAGAUGAUUGCCAGACAGGACCUUAUGACUCACAAAAUCAUGCCGGAGAUCGAGGCAGCUACACCUAAUAGCGGGGCGUAUAUGAACGAGGCCGAUUUCAGGCAGCCAAAUUUUCAGCAGGUCUUCUUCGGCUCAAAUUAUGAGAAGCUAAAGAAAAUCAAGCAAAGAUGGGACAAGGAUGGCUUUUUCUAUGCAACUAAAUCUGUCGGUAGUGAGGCUUGGACUAUCUUGAAAGACGGAAGAAUGUGUGCCACUUGAAAGUAUAUAAGUUGAAGUCUGUCGUAUAAUGUAGAUAAUGGGAGGAUCCUAGACUGAUUAUAACUUCCAAUGCUAUCCGUAAUACAAAUAGGAAAUUUCAAAAGCCCAUUGAGGAGACUCGACUGCAAGCUGGUGGGCAGAACAAGC
Paecilomyces variotii is the source of this 2087-nucleotide messenger RNA. RefSeq lists its product as hypothetical. NCBI's taxonomy places the organism in Eukaryota, Fungi, Ascomycota, Eurotiomycetes, Eurotiales, Thermoascaceae. The record is from RefSeq and is a predicted model, not a curated record. Gene Ontology annotation, molecular function: FAD binding; oxidoreductase activity. The coding region runs from base 243 to 1940 and encodes 565 amino acids. The transcript is spliced from 3 exons.